UGUGCGUUGAUCGUACGACGGGGAGCAUGCACAUGGAAAUGUCUCCUACCGGCGUGCUGGAAUUACCGAAAGUGUGUAUAACAUCCAGUCUGGAGAUUCUCCGCAUCUGCACCGGACUCGAGUGCGUUCAGGCGGUGAGCCAGGUGAUGCGGUUAUGUCAAGUUUAUGGCAGCAGGACUCGUCAGAGAACGGAAACCUCAGUGGCAGGAAAAUGAACGGCGAAGGCACUGGUAUAGGGGCUCCGACCCCAGCGUUGGCGGGGUUUUUGGGAAAAAGUGAAGACAGAAAUGCUUCACCUGGGAACUGUCCUUGGUGCUUGGCGAAAGGUCAGACAAACGCCCUCCGCUUUUAUGCCGUCAACCUAAAGGAGACUGUUCUGCUCUGUACAAAUCCAGUGUGCCUUUACCCGUUGGUUAGUAGAUCUCUGGAAGAAGUGCGUGCUAGUUUAUCCAAAGGUGGAUGUAAAAGGAGCAUUUCUUCCCUUCCCGACAUCAGUGAUGAAUCCUGUCCUCCAAAACGACCCAGAGAAGCGAACAUGGAUGUUCUGUCAGAUGUUUCUGAGCCAUGUGAUGCUGAAGUCAAUGAUGCCACCCUUCCAGACGACACUGUCAAAACAGAAACAUUUACAGAUCAACAAUCAGCACCUGCAGAGACUAUUUCUAUUGAUAAAACUGAGGAACAACCUGCUUCAAUAGAAGACUUUAAGGAACAACCUAUUUCUCUUGAUGCCACUGAGGAGCAACCUAUAUCCAUUGAUCAUACUGAGGAGCAACCUGUUUCUAUUAUUCACACUGAGGAGCAACCUAUAAUUCUUGAUCUCAUUGAAGUAAAACCUAUCUCUGUUGUUCACACUGAGGAGAGACCUAUGUCUAUUGAUCAUACUGAGGAACAACAUAUCUCUAUUGAUAACGCUGAGGAACAACCUGUUUCUAUUGUUCACACUGAGGAGCAACCUAUAAUUCUUGAUCUCAUCGAAGUAAAACCUAUCUCCGUUGUUCACACUGAGGAAAGACCUAUGUCUAUUGUUCACGCUGAGGAGCAACCUAUGUCAGUUGAUCAUACUGAGGAACAACAUAUCUCUAUUGAUAACGCUGAGGAACAACCUGUUUCUAUUGUUCACAUUGAGGAGCAACCUAUAAUUCUUGAGCUCGUUGAAGUAAAACCUAUCUCCGUAGUUCACACUGAGGAGAGACCCAUGUCUAUUGAUCACAUUGAGGAGAAACCUAUGUCUAUUAAUCACAUUGAGGAGAAACCUAUGUCUUUUGAUCACACUAUGGAGAAACAUAUGUCUAUUGAUCAAACAGAGGAACAACCUGUCUCUAUUGAUGCCACAGAGGAGCAACAACCUGAGGAAUUACCUGCUGCCACUGAUGAGGAUGUAGACUUGUGUGAAAGGAAGGAUGAUUGUGUAUCCAGUACUCAAGAUGAGACGGAGGAGGUCUUGGAGAGUUCUUCAGAGCUGGUCCCGGUUCAUCCUGAACUCUUCUGGAAAAAUGAGGAGAACAUGUGCUGGUUGGAUGCAAUGUUGGUGAUGCUGGUGCACUGCAGGACCAUCAGAGAGACUCCAUGUCAGGGCAUAAAGCUGAGCGAUAAGUUGGCAACAGUGCCUUGCAAUGAUUCUGUCGUCUGGAAACUUUGCUGGACGUAUGAUAAAACAUGUGCCUACCUUAAAGCCAAGAUUAAACAGAGCGAAGAUAACGUCUUGCGAGUCCCUGCUGGUGUCCUGGAUGAGGCUGAGCGGCGUCUGUCUGCUCUCCGGCUCUCAGUCUUCAAGCUCCUUCAGCCUACACUCAAGUGUGAAAUUGGUCAGCAGGAGACACCAGUGUUCGCUCUCCCGCUUCUUCUGCGCUCAGACAAGUGGGCUCAGGAUAUUUUCCAGCACACUAUCCGAUGGGAGUUCAAGUGCACUUGUUGUGACUUUACUGUAGCUGAGAGUGUUGAGAAGACUCUUACAACUUUGACUUGUAUUGUUAAGGACUGGCAUCCGCUAAAAGCCAAUCAUCGCACUCAGUGCAAUAAAUGCGAGCACAAAAACCAGAGGAGGAAAUUGGUGCUUGAAAAGCUGUCCUCUGUGUUUGCGCUGCACUUUGUGGAGGGUCUGCCCAGGAAAGACCUUACUAAAUAUGAGUUUACAUUCCAGGGUUUACAUUACAGCGUUAGCACUAUUAUCCAGUACAACAAACAUCUUCAGCACUUUGUCACUUGGGUCCGUCAGAGCAAUGGAUUAUGGCUGGAACUUGAUGACCUUAAACACCCUUACAGCCCCACUCACAAGAGACUUCCUUUUCCCUCCAGUGAAUUUCACAUUCUCUUCUGGGAGACAGACUCCUUUAAAAAGGAGCAUUCAGAGGUUUGUUUACCGACCGCUCCCCCUGUGGUCCUGAAUGCCCCAGAUGAAAAUCCCCUAAAACUGUCAGACUCUGUGGCCGACGACACAUGCGUGAUCAGCGCACUCACAGUGGAAGACACGACUGCAAGCAGCAUUGCGGAUACAUCCAUAGGCAGCACCACACUACUGGACACAUUUGAAGGUCUGACCCAUAAAGACAUCGUAACCCUCACUCUGGUUAAUUCUGAAUCCACUGAGAAUGAACCACGUCCCAUGAGACCAGGCUUUGUGCCGGCUCCUCGUCACUGUCCUUUUGUAGCAUCCAAUUUGUUAUCUGGAAUCCCCAAAACCGUGAGUCGACUUUCAACACCUCCGAUUCCACAGAAGUCUAGUUUAGUUAACAAACCAGAGGUGGCAGCACCAGCAGCCGUAUCAAAAACACAUUUACCACCUACAUCAUUAUUUCAGCAUAAUCCUUCCUUUCAGUCUACACCAAUCAGACCUCCUCCUCUUCCUCCUCCUGCUCCAAAACCAAAACCCAGUCUGAAAUAUGACAAAAAUGAAGAUCUGCUUGUAAAGCCGGCUGACAUGUUUGGCGGCUUCAAGACUAAGAAAUUGGCAAGUUCUCAACCCAAACAAGUCAGCCCUCCGGGUGGCCUUAAUCCAAGUGUUAAGAAAACAGCAGAGCAACAGCCCAUUAGCACUACAGAUGCCCUCAGGCUAAAGCUAAUGAAAAAGCUGAAGGCGAAGAAAAAGAAACUGGCCAAGUUAAACCAGCUCCUGGGAAAUGGAGGUGAAUCUGUGGCCAAACCGGACAGCACUGCACUUUCAUCACCGUAUUCGGUCACUUCUAGUACCACAACGUACGACAGCUUUGACGACCAGUUUUUGGCUGAUCUAUUAUCUCCUGCGACGACCGUCAGUAACCUCUCGCCUGACAGCACGGGUCUCCUCGAGAUGUUGAACAAUGGCCAAAAUGGCGAAACGGGGAUUGUCGGCGGACAGCAAAAUCCUGCUGUAGCAACUCUGGCUCCUGGAGCAACCCUAACCUGCUCUUCUUCCACCAUAUCGCCUUUAGAUGAAUACAUGCAAUCAGGAAUGUGCCACACUGCACUCGAGAACGCUGAUUUUAAUAGCUUGGAUCUAUUUUUCUGAUUUAAGAAGAACUUUUAGAUGUUCAGAGCCAUUGAGUUUUGCCUGGUGUUAAGAUCUUUUUAGUUUUGCAUUGGUGAAAAGGAAGACCUUUGUUAGCAAAGUAAACGGCACAUCAUCUGUUAGUUGUUCAUGUUUUGUCUGAUCUACUUGAAGAACAUUACGCCAUGUUUGACGAUCAAAGUAAGCACAAUGUACUUGUAACGUUUUGUACAGAGUUGUCUAAUGUUUUUCCUUGUUAUUUUGUAUGGAGAUCACCGUAUUUAAGCUGUUCAUAUUAAAUUGUUCCAGAAAACUGAAAA
Molecule: messenger RNA, 3783 nt
Organism: Danio aesculapii
Lineage: Eukaryota; Metazoa; Chordata; Actinopteri; Cypriniformes; Danionidae
Gene: uspl1
Product: ubiquitin specific peptidase like 1
Exons: 9
Coding region: 155-3484 (1109 amino acids)
Biological process (GO): protein desumoylation; Cajal body organization
Cellular component (GO): Cajal body
Molecular function (GO): SUMO binding
Source: RefSeq, a predicted model, not a curated record